CAAAUUGUAGUAGUUACCCCCUAGGCUAAAUAGAGCGGCCCAGUCUUAAGGUUCACUCCAUAUGCAGACUUCGGACCAGGGGUCACAAAGACAGCCAGGAGACUACGUGCAACGAAGAAAUAGACUUUGGACAAGGGCAAAACCAUCAACAACAUCUGUACAUUUUCCUACUCCGGGAAUGUCUCAGACAUCUGUGGGACUACUCUGUCACCAGUUGAGCGUCCUGUGCUAGUGCAAUGCCAUUCCUGUGUAAGGAAGCCAAGUUGGACGCCUCCACCCGGAAGCUGAGCCAGCAGCUGAAGGAUGUCAUUGAUGAUUGUUUGUACUGUAAAACACAGGCUGGCUCGGAGGCACCUCCCAGUGGCGCAUCCGCACAGAGAAAAGUCAUAGUAACUGAAAAGGACAUGGCUGACUACUUCCGAAGCCUGUCCAUCAGCCUGAAGAGGAAGAAUGAGAACUUUGUGACGGCAGCCAGCGUGGCGCUGGUGUAUGCUGCCAUUACCAACUGUCUGCCAUGUGCAGAAAUCCUCCUGCAGCAAGGAGCAAAGGCAACUUUCAAUGACCCAGAUGUGUAUGGCACAGCUCUGUACCAAGCUGUUGUUGCUGAUCACCCAGAGAUGGUGAAGCUGCUCAUCCAACAUGGGUCCAAUGUGAAUGCCAACUGUACUGUUUUUGGAACCAAGCCACUCCAUGAAGCCACCACAAAGUAUGACAACAGCUGCAUCCAGGUGCUUGUGGAUGCAGGUGCAGACGUCAACGGCAGGAGGUCAGAUGGCUUCAGCGUGCUGACCCACGCUAUCCUGCAGACGGAGGACGAGAAUGAUAGAAGGGCUUUUAGGAACUUCAGCAACAUCAACACCCUCUUGAAAAAUGGUGCCAACCUGUCCCUGAAGCUGGCAAACCACAGUCUACACGAGAGCCUGCUGCAGUGCCUUCAGCAGGAGUAUGAGGGGGAUCGUAUAGACAUGACCAGCCUACUCAUGACACUAAAGAUGCUGUUUGAUAAUGGAUACAAGCCCAAAAUGUCAGAGUUUGUCCAGUGUAUUUCUACCCUAAGUGAUGGUGAAGGAGAUGUUCUGGAGGGGGUUAGAUUUUUCAUGGGGCAGUUCACAAUCAAGGAUUUAGAUGUGGUAACUUUUGAUGUGUUCAUGAGCUGGGUACUGGACAAUAUUUGUGAUGCGUACACAGAUAGAGACAUGGCAAACCUCUGCCUGUGCAACCUGCGGGAGAUCAGGAAGUGCUUCACCCUCCUCACCAGUGCAGUAGUGAUCUACCCCUGCAGUCUGCAGGCAAGACUCCUGAGGGAAAAGGCCCAUCUCUUCAAGUACAAAGCACAGAUACUGUUGGAGAUACCUGAUUCCCCUCCAUACCACUCCGACCUGCUGGUGAGGUUUGUGGACACGAUGGACUGGAUUGAAGAGCAGGUGAACAUUCUCCCCUCUCUCAAGAGCCUGAGCCGGGCUGUGCUGAGGAAGGCUCUCGGCACACACGGCUUGUCUCACAAGGUGGAGCAGGUGGAGCUCCCCAAGGAGUUGGUGACAUUUACACUAUUGGAAGAUAUCUAGGGUGUACUGUACCAGUAGAUGUGACAGACAACUGAAAACAAACAUUUGAUUUUGCUCACUGCUCUAAGGAGACAAUAGGUUUCAAUUGAAGAGAAUUUUUUGUUAUUCUGUUUUGUUCUGGAGGCUGGUGUUAAGUACUGCAAAAUAUAUUCCUAAAGUGCCUUAAGAAGUGGGUCAGCUACUGCAAACUUAAGAUGACAUUCAAAGAUUCAUUAAAUCACAUUUGAUUAUCAAAUUGGCUAAUUAAUAAUAAUAAUCUUUAUUGCAAACUCAUGCCCAAAGGCUAAUUGCAAAAAUACAUGUAUGAAAGUACAAUGAUGAUAGUGAUACAAUAACAAAGUGGACAUUAAGUGAAAUAGGGUCAUAAACAAGUGAUACUUCUAAUCUAAAAUGAAUACUAUUGGGUUUGAUUUCUUUUCUGUAUACAGUGGAGGAUGAAAUUCCCGACAUUUUGGGAGACAUAUGCAUUGCGUGGUGCUAACAGGAAGACAGUUUUUUGUAGUUCGUUACGAUGUGCAAAGCUGGGAAAACUUUUGUUGACUAGUUUAAAUAGUUUGUCUCUUUCGGUACUGUAAUGUGGACAAUGACAAAUAAAGUGCAUUUCAUCUUCCACUGCUUUUCCUGUACAAUAUUUACAUAUACUCUCGUUAACAGGUAAUUGCUUGUAUCUACCUCUUUCUACUUCUAACGUAUGUGCGCUUACUCUGAGCUUACAUAUAGCUGAUCUUAUAUCAAAGUCUUUGGUGUGUAGAUAGUUUCCAUGGUGUACACAGAUUUGAGAUGCUUAUACAAUCUUAGUUUGCCAGUAUCAACAGAUAGAUGGUGGAGUAAUACCUCUGUGUCAAGAAGGUACUCUGCUGGCAUGCUUCCUGUAGAAAAGCCGUGUUGUAAAAUGCUGUACCAUCAUAUCAUAAACUUCGUGCUUU
Branchiostoma floridae (Florida lancelet) is the source of this 2491-nucleotide messenger RNA. RefSeq lists its product as uncharacterized. The transcript has 5 exons. Bases 237 to 1565 code for a protein of 442 amino acids. Lineage: Eukaryota; Metazoa; Chordata; Leptocardii; Amphioxiformes; Branchiostomatidae. The record is from RefSeq and is a predicted model, not a curated record. Gene Ontology annotation, molecular function: protein binding.